This is a messenger RNA of Rhipicephalus microplus (southern cattle tick), 1026 nucleotides long. Its product is annotated as MAM and LDL-receptor class A domain-containing protein 1-like. Lineage: Eukaryota; Metazoa; Arthropoda; Arachnida; Ixodida; Ixodidae. Gene Ontology annotation, cellular component: membrane. Gene Ontology annotation, molecular function: protein binding. The record is from RefSeq and is a predicted model, not a curated record.
AUGAUCUAUCUCACCGGAUCUGCACUGCCCGAAAAAAGCCACCCCGUUCUGCUGACCUCUGCUACGGUUGGGCAACAAACUGAAGCGUCCUGCUUUUCUUUCUGGUACCACAUGUUCGGAGGCGACGGCGUGGAGUUGGAAUUGUACCUUAAGAAGUCUUUCCAAUCAGCUGGCGCCCCUUGGAAAAGUGACAAGUUGUUCAGUCACAAUGACCGCACGACUGCCGACCGAUGGUACAACGUACGCCGGACUGUAUUCAUCGACGAAGCAAGAAACGAGUUCGUCUUCGCAUUGAGGGCCACUCGGGAAAAUGCACACACGGCUGUUGUUGCGCUUGGUCCGCUGGAAUUCAGUCAUGGUCCAUGCGACGUGGUGACAGACUCAGAAGGCUACUGUGAUUUCGAAGUCGACGAAUGUGGCUGGACGUCUGACACUGUCUGGAAACGAGGAGUGAAACUUUUUUCGUACGACGACCCGGGCCACCACGUGCGUUCUGGACCUGUUAAUUCUGCUUACGUAAUGAUGGCCGCCACGACCUCCUACAGCAAAAAAGUUGCCACCCUAAUGAGCCCUGAAUUUCCUGGCCAGAGCGAGCCACAGUGCUUAGAGUUCUGGUACCUUGAGACAGGUUCAGGCGAAGUGCCAAUGCAGGCUGAGAUACUGGUGAAAGGAGAAAGCGAGCUCAUCUGGACAAAACCAUCGUUUUCUAAGGACGACUGGAUGCUAGUGCGUGUGCAGUUUGUGCAGGACAAAAAAUUUCAGGUGGUGCUCCGGGCAACCAUGCCGGCCAAUAGUAUGGUGUCUUUGAGCUUGGACAACGUGGCAGUACGCACUGAGCCAUGCGUGCACCCGAUAGAAUGUGACUUCUCGGAAGGCCUUUGCGGAUACAUAAAUAGGUUCGAAGGGGACUUCCGUUGGCUUGUCGGUUCGGGUAGACUCGAAAAUCCUCGAAUGCAGCCGAAGUCACCCAGUUCCUCAAGGCAAGUUCUUCAAAGUCAGCUUGAGUUGAGCGAUGUGAAGCUUUAA